AUCAUAUCCGAAACUAAGUAUUAAACAUUCUAAACAAAUCUGCGUUCGUGCAAUCGUUUUGAAUUUGUUAUUAAUGAACUCCAGUUCCUGGGCGGGACCCUAGCUCUACACAGCUGGAUUAAAAACAUCUGGAUCCGCCUACACGGAACUCCUGCCAAAAAUAUUCAGCCCAAGAAGCUGUUGUCGCAGCGCAUACUGCCUUAAUACAUGUCCCCCCGACAAUAUCCUCUCAGUACAUUAAGAAAAACAAAGAUUUGCAGUCACCGAAAACUUUGGAACUUUGUCUACAUCUCUUUCUGUCAUGAUUAUGGGACGCAGGCGGUGGAGUCGUUUCGCUCUCACAUCUGUUCUCCUUAUAUCGCUCUUUGCUGAGGUCCCAGCGUUCACACACAUAAGGACAAACUUAUGUAAAUGGUGUGACUACUCCAGCCCUGUGUGUGAAGACAAUGUGUGUUCAAGCAACUGCAAUCUAACCUCCUUCUGCAGUCUGUCUGAGGAGGUGUGUGUGGCUAUCUGGAGGAAAGACAACGAGACGGUGAGUGUGCGCACGCUGUGCCACCACCCUCAGCAGGCGCUGGACAACAUCGUCCUGGCCAACUACUCGUCCACAGAGUGCACCAUGCUCCCCCAGCCCUCGGAGGACGGGCUGCUCUUCGUCUGCGGCUGCGUCGGCGAUCAUGAGUGCAACGACAAACUCAUCUUUGACAAGGGAGCCCACGGCUACUCAAAGCUCAAAAGUAAAGACGUGAUUCCUGUGGUGGUGAUCAGCCUGGUUCCUCCAUUGCUUGUGGCUGUACUGGCCACAAUUGCCUUCUACUGCUACCGUACCAGGCAUCUCAGCAAGCAGCCCAAAGACUGGGCUCCCAAGCGCACCCACUACCAGUCUCUGGACCGGCCCGAGGGUCGCUCCGGGUGCAACGGCAGCUACCCCGGCAAGCUCACCCUGCUCGGGGAUGACGGCAACUCCGACCUCUCCUCCACCCGGGCCAACAGCCUGAACCACAACACCGAGCAGCUGCCCAUCCAGCUGGAGACGCUGGUGGGGAAGGGCCGCUUCGCCGAGGUGUGGCGGGCCCGUCUCAACCACAGCGAGGGCCAGUACGAGUCGGUGGCCGUCAAGAUCUUCCCCGCUGUGGAGUACGUGUCCUGGCGCAACGAGCGCUUCAUCUUCUCCGACGCCAACCUCAAGCACGAGAACGUGGUGCAGUUUCUGACGGCGGAGGAGCGGGGUGGUGGGGGCGGUGGGGGCGGUGGGGUUGGAGGUGGUGCUGGCCCCCAGAGGCAGUACUGGCUCAUCAUGGCCUACCACACCCUGGGCAACCUGCAGGACUACCUGGCCAGCCACGUGCUGAGCUGGGCGGAGCUGUGCACGCUGGCGGGGUCAGUGGCGCGGGGCCUGGCCCACCUUCACAGCGACACCACACCCUGCGGCGCUCCCAAAGUGCCGGUGUCGCACCGGGACCUGAAGAGCAGCAACAUCGUGGUGAAGGACAACCACGAGUGUGCUCUGUGUGAUUUUGGCCUGGCUAUGCGGCUAGAUCUUUCGCUCACUGUUGAUGACUUUGCCAACAGCGGCCAGGUUGGCACGGCACGCUACAUGGCCCCAGAGGUGCUGGAGUCUCGAGUCAAUCUGGAGGACCUGGAGUCCUUCAAACAGAUGGAUGUCUACUCCAUGGCGCUGAUCCUGUGGGAGAUGGUGUCUCGCUGUGAAGUCAUAGGAGAGGUGAGGAGCUACGAGCCACCCUUUGGCUCCAAAGUGUGCGAGCAGCCCUGUGUGGACAGCAUGAGAGAUUUGGUGCUGAGAGACAGAGGCCGGCCUGACAUCCCCACCAGCUGGACCACACACCAGGGGAUGCAGCUGCUGUGCGCCACCAUCACUGAGUGCUGGGACCACGACCCGGAGGCCCGUCUGACGGCCCACUGCGUGGUGGAGCGCUUCAAAACCCUGGCCCAGGAUGAGGAGGAGAGCAGACUCCUGAGCUUAAGCAUAGACAGCACCACAGACCACCAGCAGCAAGAGGAGCAGCAACAGGAGCAGCAACAGGAGCAGGAGCAGGAGCAGGAGCAGGAGCAGGAGCAGGGUCUAUCCGUCUCGUCCACCCCUCCCUCCCCCCGAGCAGAGCGUGACACGGACACAGACACGGACACGGACAGCCCCUCCCUUCCUCCGCUAGUCUCAGACAUGCAAGACUCAGAGCCUUCAAAGGCACAGGCGGAAGUAUGA
Messenger RNA from Clupea harengus (Atlantic herring), 2224 nucleotides. It is a transcript of the gene tgfbr2l, whose product is annotated as transforming growth factor beta receptor-like. Gene Ontology annotation, molecular function: transforming growth factor beta receptor activity, type II; ATP binding; metal ion binding. Gene Ontology annotation, cellular component: signaling receptor complex; plasma membrane. The record is from RefSeq and is a predicted model, not a curated record. NCBI's taxonomy places the organism in Eukaryota, Metazoa, Chordata, Actinopteri, Clupeiformes, Clupeidae. Gene Ontology annotation, biological process: cell surface receptor protein serine/threonine kinase signaling pathway; cellular response to growth factor stimulus; heart development.